AACGCAUCCUUGCUAUCUUCUCUCUCUGCGUCCGUAUCUCUGUCAACCACUACUACUAUUACUACCACUACCACUACAAACCACCAUGGAAGACACCGGCCCUAUCACCCAAUUCCCAGCUGACGGCCUCCGCGCCUCAAAGCGGCUCAUCACGUCCCACAAUUCCGAGGGCAAAGGCGUCUUCAUCACCGAGGACCACGGUGACCACCACAAGAUCAUGGUCCGCGGCAAGGGCGUAGCCAACAUCAUCUACAGCACCAAGGGCAACCCAGUAGACAUGACCGAUGACGCGGACGUCAAGUUCGCCAAAGAAAACGAGCCUCCCCUGCACAUCCCCAACGGCUCAGUCGUCCGUCUCAUUGACUUUGCCCCCGGCGUCGAAUCGCCCAUGCACCGCGCUGUCUCCCUGGACUAUGGCAUCGUAAUCGAGGGCGAGGUGGAGAUUACUCUGGACAGUGGCGAGUCCAAGAUCAUGAAACCGGGCGAUAUCUCGGUGCAGCGCGCUACGAUGCACAAGUGGCGGAAUGUGUCCGAUACGAAGCCCGCUCGCGUGGUGUUUAUUUUGUUGGACUGCUUGCCGUAUUCGGUUAAUGGGAUGCAGAUGACGGAGGAUUUGGGCGAUUUGGCUGGGGAAUAUGCUAAGAGGGAGGAAUGAGUGCUUUCGUGUAGGACGUGUGAUGCGUUUAGAUAGGUGAUCUUCGAAGAUGCCACACAGUUAGAGAAAUCGUGGAGACAAAUGUCUC
Aspergillus neoniger CBS 115656 is the source of this 743-nucleotide messenger RNA. Its product is annotated as cupin domain-containing protein. Lineage: Eukaryota; Fungi; Ascomycota; Eurotiomycetes; Eurotiales; Aspergillaceae. The record is from RefSeq and is a predicted model, not a curated record. The coding region runs from base 86 to 655 and encodes 189 amino acids. The transcript is spliced from 2 exons.